UUUCUCCCACCCUCCCAAUUUCCCCUCCCCCUUUUUCGCUGAACCCGCUCCAAUUCUCAAAUCUCAAUUCAAAAGAAUCAAAACCCAAACUUCAAAUUCGUUUCCCUUACAACACUUUCCCUUCUCAGUCAAUUCCUCCUUCCACCACUUUCCCUCCCUUCUUCCUUCCUUUCAAUGUUCCAACCUAACAACCCCAAAAUGGAUUCCUCCACCACAUUCCUCAACGACCUUCCUCCCCUCAAGAGACUAAGACUCUUGCAACAACAACAGCAACAAAAAGAAGAACAUCAUUAUUAUGACUCUUCUUCACCUUUACCCGCUAAAAAACGCAAGGAGUCUCGAACCCUAUCUCCACCCUCUCCCACCACCACCAAAACCGUUUAUAACUAUUCCCUCCCCGCCAAGAAAAGAGUGUGGGCCCUACAACCCCAGAGCCCACCCUCAAAUGACGUCGUCCCCGCCUUCGACCUCAAUGUGGAAUACACACCCAGCCCCAACAACCACGGAGACUUCGAAGAAGACCACUCCGAGGACGAGGACGGGGUUCUAUGCUGUGUGUGCCAGAGCACGGACGGCGACCCUGCGGAUCCAAUAGUCUUCUGCGACGGGUGCGACCUCAUGGUGCACGCCUCCUGCUACGGCACUCCCCUGUCCAAGUCCAUCCCGGAUGGAGACUGGUUCUGCGAACGCUGCUGUUUCCGUUUCGAGAAGAAUGAUGUUGGCAACAUCAAUUGCAAUGCUUGCGUGCUGUGCCCUUCCACCGAGGGGGCGAUGAAGCGGACCACCGCCGAGGAGGAAGGUGGCGCGACGUGGGCACACGUGGUGUGCGCCCUGUUCGUGCCGGAAGUGUUCUUUCUUGACCCCGAAGGGAGGGAGGGGAUCGACUUCUCCAAGGUUCCAAAGAAGAGGUGGGAGGAGAGGUGCUAUCUUUGCGGAUCCUGCGAAGGGUGUGCUUUGGUGUGUUCUGAGCCCAAGUGCGGGUUGGGGUUUCAUGUCACUUGUGCGCUGAAGGAGGAACUUUGGAUUGAGUACAGGGAAGGGAAGAAGGGUGGUACCAUAGUUGCCGGCUUCUGCAAAAAGCACACCCAAGUUUGGGAAAAGCAACAGCAAUCCGGGAAGUACAAAAUUGUUGCUGUUGAAGAUAAAAAGUAGCAAAAGUCUUGGUUUUUUUUUUUUGAAACUGUUAGUUAAUUAACCAUCCUAGGGAAAUUCAAAGUUAGUUACUUUUGAAGAUCAUUUGAAUCAGUUGUAAUUUUACUCUUCAUAGCUGAUAGCUUUUAUGCUUUGUUUUAGUGCUCUAAAUCUUCAGAUGAAGACUGUUGCCGACAGUAUGUGAUCAUUGUUACGUAAGAAGAUUAACAGUUGAAUUGUGAUCAAAUUGAGUUAUUAUAACAAAAAAGAAAAAAAUUGAAAAAAUUAAUGUUGUA
Molecule: messenger RNA, 1427 nt
Organism: Glycine soja
Lineage: Eukaryota; Viridiplantae; Streptophyta; Magnoliopsida; Fabales; Fabaceae
Product: protein Jade-1-like
Exons: 2
Coding region: 175-1152 (325 amino acids)
Biological process (GO): regulation of transcription by RNA polymerase II
Source: RefSeq, a predicted model, not a curated record